Molecule: messenger RNA, 5691 nt
Organism: Mirounga angustirostris (Northern elephant seal)
Lineage: Eukaryota; Metazoa; Chordata; Mammalia; Carnivora; Phocidae
Gene: LHFPL2
Product: LHFPL tetraspan subfamily member 2
Exons: 7
Coding region: 976-1662 (228 amino acids)
Cellular component (GO): membrane
Source: RefSeq, a predicted model, not a curated record
CCCCGGCCGCCCCGCCCCGCGCGAGGCGCCGGGAGAGCCCCGGGCCCCGACCCCUCCCCCUGAACGCCCGGCCCUAGAGCGGGACGGGGGCGGCGAUGGUGACUGGGCAGCGGCGCGGGGCUGGGUCCUGGGCAGGGAGGCUCGGCGGCCCCUUUCUUUCUCUGCCCCCGCCCCUCUCCCUCCUCCCUCCUUGCUAGCCCUGCCGGCGGCCGCCGAGGUCGGCGCUGUCGUCUCGUCUCCUCCCCCACCCGGGGACCCUCUCCUCUCCCCUCCCUCGCCCCCUCCCCUCGCCGCCUCCUCCUCCUUCCCCGAGCUGCGAGCUGCGAGGAGGCGUAGCGGAAAGCCCCGGCGGGGGGAAGGCUGCGAGCUCGGAGCCGGAGACGCGGAGCCGGGGCCGGGCUCCCAGAGGGUAGUGAACCCAUCCCAUGUUCAGUCAUGUGACUCUCGGCGUGGCAUUGUUGUUCUGUGAGAAGGAUACUGUAGGGGAGGAAACCGAGGCAAGUCAACUGGGAAGCCAACUCUUGAAUUCACAGCUGGCUUGUGGUUUUUGCCUCUUGUUAAAGAGCACGCAUACAGGACAUUGCAGAUCCUUUAAAGAAGACAUUUCCAGAAUGAGAGUCAGCCUGUGCUGAUGUUGUAACAGCCACGUCCCCUCCGUGAACUUCACCUGUGUGAAGGUGAUGCUACACAAGGAUCUUUGGGUCUUUCCACAGGUGGCAUUUUUCUGAAGUUGUUCAUUGACACUUCCCAGCAUUCCUGCAGAUAAAAUAGGUGAGGCCGCGCUGCGAGCUCGGACAUGGCAGCAUGACGGCCCGGCGCCGCGCUGCCAGACGCCGGCCAGAGGGAGCCCCAGGCUGUGGGAGCGAGCGCCCGGAGCAGCGACUGCUUCCGGAGGCCGCCUGAGCCUCCCUCCCCACCCGCUGGCUGUUCUUCCUCACCCCGUGGACUCCUGACUUCUCCGCCUGGAACAUCAAUAUGUGUCAUGUUAUUGUCACCUGUCGCUCGAUGCUCUGGACCCUCCUGAGUAUUGUGGUGGCGUUUGCAGAGCUCAUUGCCUUCAUGAGCGCCGACUGGCUCAUCGGCACAGCCAAGGGUCGCCGCGGCGCCGAGCCCGACGACCGGAGCGGAGGCUCGUCGGAGCCCUACCACCCGACCUUGGGCAUCUACGCCCGCUGCAUCCGCAACCCCGGCGUGCAGCACGUGCCGCGGGAGACGCUGUGCGGGCCCUACGCCGAGAACUUCGGCGAGAUUGCCAGCGGCUUCUGGCAGGCCACCGCGAUCUUCCUCGCCGUGGGCAUCUUCAUCCUCUGCACCGUGGCCUUGGUGUCCGUCUUCACCAUGUGUGUGCAGAGCAUCAUGAAGAAAAGCCUUUUCAACGUCUGCGGGUUGCUGCAAGGGAUCGCAGGCUUGUUCCUGAUCCUGGGUCUGAUACUCUACCCUGCCGGCUGGGGCUGUCAGAAGGCCGUAGGCUACUGCGGUCACUACGCGUCGGCCUACAGGCCUGGAGACUGCUCCUUGGGCUGGGCCUUCUAUACCGCCAUCGGGGGCACGGUCCUCACCUUCAUCUGUGCUGUCUUCUCCGCACAAGCAGAAAUUGCAACCUCCAGUGACAAAGUACAGGAAGAAAUCGAAGAGGGGAAAAACCUUAUCUGCCUCCUUUAGUUUGGAAGAGACGUAAAUGCCCUUUUUCUUCCUGUGUCACCUUGUGAAAGAGUACCCCUCUGGUUCCCUCCUCUGAGUCAAGUGAAGAACUAGCCUUUACCUACCACAGCCUCCAUUGCACGGCCCCAGGCCUUAACAGGACCAGUGCAAGGAAACAUCCAGCUGCGUGCGCUCCAGGGCCACAGUUCCAGCUGUCAGAGAUGGAACAGGAACCCGGACCCGGAGCUGACGAGUCUGACUCCAUCUCCUCCGAAGCUCAUGAAGGAUGAUAAUCUAAAUCAUUAAGGCAGCAGUUCCUCUGGUAACAGGAGAUGUGAGCUGGAUUUGCAGGCUGUGUGGAGAUGGAUUUCUGCCACAAGGCUGCAUGCCUGUAAGCAUCACUGCCUCAGAAUGGGGUUUUGGGGUUGGUGUUUUUGUCUCCUCCUAGUUCUUCCAAGUCGUCUCAGAGACUAAAAUGAAGACUGCAUACUUACUGGGGAUAGCUUAUGUGUUCAAGGGCAUAAUAAGGCACUGCCUCAUAUGACCAAAGGGGUCAGCAGGUCGGUGUGGAAUCCCAUUGUGGAACUAAUUCUAGGCUGAAUUCCAGGGUAAGGUUGGAUCACUUAACUGUCCAAGAUUUUAGAAAUCUGAGUAAGGAAAGAAUAAGGGCCUAUAUGAUCACGGGAAGAAAAGUAGAAAACCGUGCUAGGGAAGACAAAUUCAUUCCACUGCCCAGCAGUCAGGCUACCGCCAGUAUUGGCCCAGUCUCCUCUUCUAAAGGAGAUCCCGUAUUUUUCUCCUAGGGUUAGGAUGGAGCUUUGACUGCCAAAGGAAACCUCACCCUAUUUCCUCAUUCCAGGAACAGAGGUCUCCAAGCCAACUGUGGCUCAUUCAGAUAUUCACUGAGAGAACUUGCCAGAAUCUCAGCACUUGCGGGGAGACCUUUUCCCACUGUUUGGUAGUCAGCUAUAUUUCCAACCCCAGCAGCAAUGGAAUGACCUUUGCAGGAAAAAGAGGAGCUAGUCAUGGGAGUUCAGUUUCUCCAGUUACUAGUGUUGUUUCUGAAAGCAGACUGAAAGAACAUUAAAAUUACUUCAGUGGGUGAGUUGCAUCAAGCCUUCACACCCAGAGAAGCAAAGAGUGGAAAUUUAAUGCAAAAAUGAGAGCUAGACCAAGCUCAUAGCACCUGCCUAUGCCUGUUUACAGAAAGAAUGGAACACCACUAUUAAAAAGGAUUCAGGAGCUUAUAAUCUAGUUUCUAUAAAUUGCCAAGAAAAUUGAUGCAGAAAAAUGGUAUUCACCACCACCUCAAAUUUACUUUGGAAUGAUCUCAGUGGCAAGAACCUAGCUGGGUAUUACCGAAGCUUCAGAACUUCAGAAUGAUACAGAAACACUCGUGCACAGUUUAGCAAGUUUGGAGUGGACCUACGAGAUUUCUGGAAGAAUUAAAAGUACAGGUCUAUUUGGGCUUAUGAAUCUGUUCCCCUAAGAGCUUGCUUUGUUUUGAAAGCUUAGCAAAUAAUGACUUUGCACCUUCUUUGGGUAAGGUAUUGUAUGCUAAGUGCCACCAGGCAUAGAAACCUGAUUCAGAUUUUACAACACCGCCUGAAGUGAAUCAUCUCCAGGCUGAGUCUAAAACCAUGUCUUGGUGCAAAACAAACAGUUGCUUUAUAUGUAGAUGGACUGGAGCAACUAAACCUUUAUUCUCUUCUGGCCUUCGGCCUAUACCACAAAUCAUCUUAUCACCCAGAUUAAGAGCUAAGGGCAAGAGGGGUGGUGGUACAGAACCAGGCCUUAAGCAGUUCACCUUUCUUAGACCAAAGUUCAGAGUAAGCAAGAUUUUUUUUUUUUUUCCUAAAGAUUUUAUUCAUUUAUUCAUGAGAGACAGAGAGAGAGGCAGAGGGAGAAGCAGGCUCCCAAGGAGCAGGGAGCCCGAUGCGGAAAUCGAUCCCAGGACGCUGGGAUCAUGACCUGAGCCGAAGGCAGACGCUUAACCAUCUGAGCCACCCAGGCGCCCCCGAGUAAGCAAGAUUUAAGUCCUACGACCUUUUUUUAUUUUUUAUUUUUUGAAAAGAGAAGGGGUAAAUAGUUCUGCUCAUAGCAGCCUACUGUAUGGGCUCAGGAAACAAUUAACCCUAUCUCUAACACCACACAGAAAUAGGGUAUGGAAGCCGAUGGACAGGGCUCCAGUCCCUGCUGUGUAUUUUUAUGCUCUAACCAACUCCCAGUGCCCACCGUAACUACUUUUUAAACCUUGGCAGUAAUUUUCAUUCAAAAAAACAGCGGGGGAGGAGGGAUUCCUUUCAUCAGCAGAUUCGCUCUACUGUUUUUUUUCUGUACAAAAAUCAGUGUUAGAAAAUGGGUUCUCUUAACUCCCUUUUUACAGACAAGUUAAAGUCCUAAGCCCUGAGGACCUUCUGAGAAUGGCCAUCAUCUUUACUACCUGACUGCUCUUUGGCUAAGGUGGUGGCAUCUCUCUAGAACACCCUGAUAAAACAGUAGUCACAAGUGAAAAUGUUACUUCUCUUGGCCAGAAGGAAUUCACUUGACAGUUUUUAUUCCAUUAGUCUGACUGCUACAGACAACAAAGCACAUGCACACACACACAUCACCCCAAACCACUAAAACUACUUAAACACUGACUUAAUAAGCAGAGCAGAGAUGGAAUUUCUGUAGCAGAGACAGAGUAAGAACUAAUGUUGGGCCUUUUAAACCUUCAGUCUAUUAGCCAGGCUUUGGGGAAAAAUGAAACGUUAAAAUCAUGCUAGUCUACACCAACCUGUACAGCUAUUUAAAAACCACUGAAUAUGAGGAAUGUAUUAGAAAUAUGUUAAACAAGUGGACUGAUUGUUGACCCACAUUUUCCUAAUAUCAAUCAUCUAAUCACCUCAGUCCAAAAAUCUAAUACACCUGGACCAUUACUACGACCAGAAAAGUCUUAUUUAUUUUUGCCUGCAUUUGCGCUUAAAGUUUUGUGAUGGGCUGGGCUUCUCAAUGACUCCAAGAAGGCAGAAAUACUUGCCUUGGAUUCUGUGGAUUUUUUAAACCUGUGUGCUAAUUCAACGAUGUUACACUUAAUUGUGUGAGGGUUUUUGUAUAGUUUUCAAACAUCUGUGGUGUAAUGAUCUUUGUUAAACAUGUAAAGUGCCAUAGUCUUUUUUUAUGUGUAGCAUAUUUAAAAAAUAUAUAUAUGUAUAUUAUACAUACACAAGUCUGUGUGAAAGAUGUGCAAUAACAAAGGUGUAUGUAAGUUUUGUUUUUUUUGGAAACUGGACAGGAGUCAGAACAGGGAUUGUUUCUGUUUUGGCAAAGGAGAGUUAAACAUGUUCGCCUUCAUGGCCUAGUCAUUAACCCAUAACAAUUUAAAUGCUACACAAACCGAUGUGAAGAAAAGACUGGUAUGAAAUCAUUUAUUCCUGGGUCUACAUUAAUAUAAUCACUAGAUUUACGUGAAAAUUAAGCCAGCACCAGGCCCAGUUAAUGCUAGUCUUUCAUGUGAAAUGUGAAGCUGCCACAUUGCCUUUUCUGUUAGUGUGAAAACUAGUAGCUGGGACAUAAUCACUAAGGAGCUUUUUCUUAACAUGCUUUGAUAGACCACGUUAAUGCUAGACCACUAUUUAAGGGCUGAUCUCACACCUUCUUAGCCAUAAGAGUCUGGCUUAGAACAGACUUCUCUGUGCAAUAACAUGUGGCCACUAGGAAUCCCUGGCCUGCAUUUCUAUUUGGGCAGCGAUAACUCCCAAGGGCCAAAAGAGUUAAAGGCAUGACUGGGAUUUCUUCUGAGACUGUGGUGAAACUCCUUCCAAGGCUGGGGGAGUCAUUAGGUGCUUUGGAGGAACUCAGCAUCACUUGAUAUUCAGUAGCCACUUGAGCCAAAUAGAAAACUGUAUUUACCGCUAAUGGACUCAAUUUGAGCCUUCAAAUUUAUGGUUAUCCUAUUAUAUUGUAAACUAAUACAUUGUUUGUCUAGCAUUGAUUAGGUUCCUGUGCAUAUGUAUUUCACAAUGCCCUCCCCUCCCCAGAUCGGAAUUAAAACAGAUUUUGGAAACU